AUGGCUUCGAACACAAAUAUCGCUGUGGCACAAGUACUCAGCCUAUUCCCACACGCCACAGAUAUUACUCCAGAAGGUAACAAGCUUGCAACAACACUCUCAACAUCAUCACUGACCUAUGCUGCAGAAUCAGCAAAAUUCGAACAAGAAGUUCAACUGGAGAUGGACCGUCGCGGCAACUUCCACGGCAAUCAUGGCAACGAUAUUUGCUGUCGACGACGACAGUCAGUACCAGAGGUAGCAGAAGAAGAGCUCGAACGACGUUUGCUAUGGGCAAAGCAAAUGAUUCUCCAAAACCCUGCUUUGUGCGCCAGAUCUUGCCAGUUGCCUGGCCUACAAGAAGAAUCUCAGUAG
Molecule: messenger RNA, 354 nt
Organism: Aureobasidium musti
Lineage: Eukaryota; Fungi; Ascomycota; Dothideomycetes; Dothideales; Saccotheciaceae
Source: the annotation of a GenBank genome assembly